This is a messenger RNA of Bipolaris zeicola 26-R-13, 1161 nucleotides long. RefSeq lists its product as uncharacterized. Gene Ontology annotation, cellular component: mitochondrion. The transcript has 4 exons. Gene Ontology annotation, molecular function: protein-containing complex binding. The record is from RefSeq and is a predicted model, not a curated record. The coding region runs from base 1 to 1161 and encodes 386 amino acids. Lineage: Eukaryota; Fungi; Ascomycota; Dothideomycetes; Pleosporales; Pleosporaceae.
AUGCUGCCACUCCGCUGCGCUCGGUCGCCAGUGGCGCUGUCGGUUCAAUUGCCCUCCAAGCGCGUAGCCAGCUUCUCCACCUCAGUUUGCCGGCAACAACUCAACUCGGAUGUCAGGAUCACUAGGACUGGAAAGCCUAUUCUGACUGUUUCUGGUGGACGGUCCUCGCUCGGAGGAUACACCGCGACUGUCUUUGGAGCCACUGGCUUCCUUGGACGAUACAUUGUGAACAGACUGGCUCGUUCAGGAUGCACGGUGAUAGUGCCUUUCCGAGAGGAAAUGGCAAAGCGCCAUUUGAAGGUUGCUGGAGAUCUGGGCAGGGUCGUCUUCCUGGAAAUGGAUCUUCGAAACACUCAGUCGAUUGAGGAGAGCGUGCGACACUCUGACAUUGUCUACAACCUUAUUGGCCGUGACUACCCCACCAAGAACUUCGACCUCGAAGAUGUGCACGUUCACGGAACAGAACGCAUCGCGGAUGCCGUUGCCAAGUACGACAUUGACCGAUUUGUUCAUGUCUCUUCGCACAGCGCCCGCCUCGACUCGCCAUCAGAGUUCUACCGCACCAAGGCCAGGGGUGAGCAGGUAGCCCGGUCCAUCUACCCAGAGACGACCAUUGUCCGACCCGCACCCAUGUUUGGUUUCGAGGAUCGUCUUCUUCACCGUCUUGCUUCCCCCACCAACAUCAUCACGUCGAACAACCUUGAGGAGCGUCUCCGCCCGGUUCACGUCAUUGAUGUUGGUAUGGCUCUUGAGCGCAUGCUGCACGACGACACAACUGCUGCCGAGACAUACGAACUCUAUGGCCCUACCGAGUACUCGAUGGCCGAGAUCAACGAGCUCGUAGAGAAGGAGGCGAUGAAGCCGCGCCGCCACGUCAACGUGCCCAAGAAGAUUCUCAAGCCCAUUGCGCACUAUGCGAACAAGCUGCUCUGGUGGCCCAUCCACUCUGCGGACGAGGUUGAGCGCGAGUUCAUCGACCAGGAGAUUGACAAGAGCGCCAAGACGUUCAAGGACCUGGAGAUUGAGCCGGUGGAGCUUAAGAGCAUGACGUUCGAGUACCUCAAGGGCUACCGAAGCUCGAGUUACUACGAUCUGCCGCCGAUGAGCGAGAAGGAGAAGCGGGAGGAGAAGAAGUAUCUGCAUGUCAUUGACGACCAAUAG